This is a messenger RNA of Myodes glareolus (Bank vole), 1386 nucleotides long. NCBI's taxonomy places the organism in Eukaryota, Metazoa, Chordata, Mammalia, Rodentia, Cricetidae. The record is from RefSeq and is a predicted model, not a curated record.
AUCCUUCUUCUCAGUCUGCAUGUCUCUGGAGCUGAACAUGUCCAGUCUCACCACAGUUUCAACAACUGUAGCAAAAUUAGACUGAUGGAUUAAUGAUUUUUUUUUCAGGAAAGCUAAAAAUAACAGUGAUUUCUGAGUAGUGGGCACGUGUGCAAAAGAAGUAAGUGUAGCCUAGGACCUGUUUCUAGAAGAGAACACAGGCCCUCGGAAUGCAUACACACUUUAAAGAUGGUUCUGUUUGGCUGGUUCACUUUCCAGAGUGAAUGUGCCCACUUCCGCCCCUGGGAGCACAUGUGGGAACUGAGCACAUGUGGAAUCGAGCACACGUGGAACCAAGCAUGUUUUCUAAGCAGCAUGUAGAAAGCGAAGUGAUCUGGAAUCAGCGGGAGUCACUUUGCGGGUGUUACAGUUGGAAAGGGAGCUGCUGUCUAGAAAACAGAUUGAGGAGUUUCGGUGCAUGGUUCCUCGGGACAGUGAGGGAUGGCUUUUCUCACAUUCAAAUGGAAAUAUUCAAGGAAAACAUGCACUGAAGGAAAUGGUUUGCCAAACUCUGCUGCAAGCUAGCUAGCCAACGAGCUUCUGCUCUAUUCUUUUGUCUCCGCUUCCCGUCUCAGGCUGAGUGCCAAGGUUGCCGGUGCACGUUGUCCUGGGCCUGUGCAGCCGGUGCUUCGCCACUGUGCCACCUUCCAGCCCCUGUUCUCUUAAACAGAAUCUAAGACGGACCUCAAACCUGCAGAAGCAAUGUGGCUAAGAUCUGUGAGGUUCCGUUCCCCCCUCAUGGGAAAACCAUAUUGUGCAGCUGUCUGUCCUUCCUCCCUCCCUCUCUUCGUUCCUUCCUUUUGUAACAAAACUAACAUUUAUUCAUGGCAAGAAUUCCAUCCAAUUUCUUACUGAAGCCUCUUCGCCUUUCCUCCGUCAUCGUGCGCUGUCUGCCCCCCUCACCUUCUCGCCAUGUCUUCUCACAAGGCUUUAAGAAUCAAGCAAUUCUUGGCCAAGAAACAAAAGCAAAAUCGUCCUAUUCCUCAGUGGAUUCGGAUGAAAACUGGCAACAAAAUAAGGUACAACUCCAAGAGAAGACACUGGAGAAAAACGAAGCUGGGUCUGUAAGGAGUCAACAAUGGCGAGACAGUCUACGCUGAAUCGUGGUCCUGGAUGAGUGAUAAGAUGGAGUUCAACAUUUUCAACAUGAUCAUGUUUAAGUUGGGAGUGGGUUCUCCAGUAAUAAAAUGUAGAGCCUUUCAAAAAAAAAAAUUCUUACUGAAAAUCUGCAGAUGAAUUUAUAAUAAUGUCAGAUUUAGAGCUUUAUUUUUACAUUGUACAUAAUAAAAGAUGUGUGUCUUUAGCAGUGCUGUUCUGCAUCAGCGCAAGUCGGUGUAUACGGUGCAG